This is a messenger RNA of Porites evermanni, 3347 nucleotides long. The record is from the annotation of a GenBank genome assembly. NCBI's taxonomy places the organism in Eukaryota, Metazoa, Cnidaria, Anthozoa, Scleractinia, Poritidae.
CGUUAGCCCUACGUCUUUACCAUGUGCUAAAUUUUAUUCCUGUUGAAGGUGAGUCUAAUUGUAUUUUCUACAAUGUUUUCGUCCUAUUUCGCAUCAAUAACCGAGCACAGCUUUCUAUGCAUUUGCAAAGUAUUUAUUUCUAAAGAGAUUGUUAGGUUUUCUUACGGUUUGGGGCGAUUUUAUGCCAGCAAAAGAAUCAUUCAGUCGAAGGAUUUUGAUGCCAAUGUCCAUGCGCAUUCAGUUUCCUCUGCAAUUCAACGCGUUCAAUGUCCGUUUGGUCGUCGCUGGAUCAUGUGUAACCCUUUUCAAGGGUCAUAUUCCCUACGGGGUGCUAAAAAUCUCUUUCGAGAGAUUGAAAAUUGCCUUCGGGGAGCGAAUAAUCUCUUUCGGGAGAGCGAAAAUUUCUUUCGGGGAGAAAUUUAUAAUCGCCUUGUAAGAUUAUAUAAUAUGUUGUUUAUGUUAGAAUAAAGUUACAGUUCUCUUCAUAGAAAAUGUUUGUGGUAAAAGGUACCAGCUUAAUCUCUUUUCACCAGUGUUCUGUACCACAUUUUUUACAAAGUUUUCUUUUUUGUCCUUAUUCUAUUUCCACUCCUCCCUCUUCGUUUUCAUUUCAGUCUUAUUUUCUUUUCUUCAAUUCUUUUAUAUUACAUUUCUAUACCAGUACUGCAGUAGACACAUGCAGUCUUAGACUGCGUAUUUUUUUAUGAAAGACAUGUUUUUUUCAGCCAGAAACGUAGGCUGGAUUACCAGCUGCUGUUCGGGAAAUGAGCCCGCGCUUCUCCCCCGAACAGGUCCGAACAGAGGAGGACCGAGCUAAAAGAGAGCGGCGGUAAUCGAGCCUACCAGAAACGCAGCUUAGCUUAUUCAUAUCUAUAGAAGUGGAAUAUUGUUAAAAUAAAUAGAACUGCUUCUUACUGUAAGAGGCAAUAAUUAAGAAUUAUUCACCGAAAUGGAGGUGAAUAGUGGUAGACUUGUGUGUAAAACACCAACAUAAAGUAAAUUUCUUCACAUUAUAGAUAAUGUCGGCUUCGGCGCAAGCUAGGCGAGGGGACCCACUAACCAAGAAACUCCGCGAUUUUUCUGUGAAGUAUGUUAAGAUCACCAAUGAAGACAUGGCUCGCUCCAGAAGUCUGGUGCAGGAAGUCAUUGAAAAACAAAUCAUGAGCUACUGUGAACGUAACUCUUUGAUACCAAUCUUGAGACGAGAGUACACUGGUAGCGUGUAUGAGGGGCUGAAAACAGAGAAGGCAGAUGAAGUGGAUGUUAUGGUUGUGCUUAAAAUAACCAGGCAAGAAGUCACCGUUGAAGCUUGCAGAGGAAUACCAGGAUAUGCAAGACUAGAGGCCCAAGAAAGUUCGAUUCUUCGUAGGUAUUCAAGUGCUGAGGGGUACAUAAUUCCUGAAAGACUUCGAAAUGGCUGGUUUCAUAGUCUCGUUGUUCAAGCAGUGAAUGCGUUCCACCGUUCGUCAUGUUCAGACUUCCGUUUGGAGGUGCGUUACCAUGGGCCUGCCACCCAGAUUGACAUCACUAGAAAGACAACCAAUGAGAUGCUUCUAUCGGUUGAUCUCGUUCCUUGCUUCCACAUCGGGGCUGAAGAGUACUUCGUAGCCAAACCUUACACAGGGGUGACGCAUACCUCUCAGCCUGAACUCCUUUGGAGACAGUCGUUUUCUCUGAAAGAAAAGGGAAAGUUGCAGCAUAUGGAUACUGACGGUGGUUGCAGGCACGAACUUCUUAGAAUCGUGAAGACCAUCGUCAAGAGGGAGAGGACGUCUCUCGCAGCCCUUCAGUCAUAUCACUUGAAGAACGCCUUCAUGCGUUACAUGAGAGAUUCGUAUGGCUGGAAUGCUCAGAACUCCCUAGGCGAGAAGUUUCUUUCAUUUCUUAGGGAACUGCAGACUCACCUGGAGAGGAGAAAUCUUCCACACUUCUGGCUACCAGGCGUGGACCUUCUGGAAGGCAUCAAUCCCGCGGUAAUUGAACAAAUGGCAAAUCGAUUGAAGCGAAUUCUUAAUAGUCAAACAGAACUAGAAAAAAUUCUCGUAUAGCUGGAAUAACCGUCAGGUUCGAUUAAUUAAAUGAAAAUAAGAAUGUUUCUGCCAUUGCUGGUUGAGUCCAGUAGACCUCGCAGUAACCAAAAAAAAAAAAAACCGCCUAAAAAUAGUUUAGUCGUUUUUAAAGACCUAAAAAAUAUUGCUAAGAAUUUAAAAAAGAGAAAUAAAAAAAGGAAAAACAAACAUAUAAAAUACCAAGUCAAAAAAAAUAACAAAAAAAAAAAAAAUUAAAUAAAAAAAUAAAACAAAAAAAAUAAUAAUAAAGUAAUUUAUGUCUCAACAAAUUUUUACCGAAAAACAACUUCAGAGUUUGUUUUUGGACGAAUUAAAAAAUAUUGUAUCACAAGAAAAAAAAAAUCUUAGGAAAGAUUAUAAGGAAUUACAAAAAAAGAGAAGAUUGAUUGAAAAAUAUAGAAAAUUAACAGAGUUUAGAGAAAAAGUUAAACAAGGAAAAGUUAAUACAAAACCCAAAGUUGAUAAAAAACCCAAAGUUGAUAAAAAACCUCAUUCUGAAAGGAUAAAAUCAUUUGAAGAUUAUUUUGAGGAAUGUAUAAAAAAUAAAAAAAUUCCUAAAGAUACUCCUUCUUAUUUACGAAAAGCUCUUGAGAGAGCUAUAAAUGAGCAUGAACAAGGAAUUGAAAUUGAAAAAUCAGCUCUAAACGAAUUUGCUAAAAAAUAUAUUAUCAAGGGGAAACCAGAUAUUUUACCUUAUCAGUUCUUUAUAAAUAAAAAACAUAUUAUUAAAAAAUUUCUUAGAAAUCAUCGUAAUACUAAAGUAAGGUUUAUUUUAGUUUGUAUUAUGGAAAAAAAGGAAAGGGAAAAAGAUAGUAGUUUAACUUUUAAAGUUCAAGAUAAAGCAUAUUUUAAUUCUAGUACUUUUAAUAAUUUUAUAUCAACUGAUGUAAAAGAUAUAUUAAAAAAAAGUAUGAUACAAAUUGAUGAAAAAUUAACUAUUUAUCAAGCAAAUGGAAGUGGGUGGUAUUUUAAAGANACCUCGCAAUAACCAAAAAAAAAAAAAACCGCCUAAACAUAGUUUAGUCGUUGUUAUAGCCCUGAUAACUAUUGCUAAGUAUUUGUAAAAGGGAGCUAACAAUAGGAACAACAACCAUUUUAUUUGCCAUGUUAAGAAAGUUUACAAGAACAGAAUAAGUUAACUAGAUAGAUCAAGCAAAAACACUACUCAGAAUAGCAAAAACUAAACAAGCCGAGUAGUUAAUUAUGAUAAUCAUCUUCUUCUAGGGUUGUAACACACGAAAGAUAACGAGGGAAAAAAGGCAAGUAAAUUACAUUUAA